UUAUUACAGAUAGAAAAAAACAGCUCAACUCAUUUUGUGGUGAGAGAAAGGGCAUCAACAUGGCCCUAUUCAGAUUCGUUUUCAUCUCGGCGCUCUUGGUGUUAGCAAAGUCUGAAUUCCCAAUCGAUUAUAGUCUAGAUUUGGAUGUUGAUAGCUUUGACACCAGAAAUGAUGACCAGGCUUAUCGUUUACCCGAAGACUUAGACCCUGAACACGCUGACAUAGAAAUCACACCUUAUUUUGAUUCUGAUACGACACCCCCAGGAAAGGAACAGUUUACAUUUGAUGGAAUAGCAACUUUGCGGAUAAGAGCGGUAAAAAAUAACCUUACUAGUGUAAUUGUACAAGAAAAUGUUAGAGAAAUACAAACCGUGACACUCGUGGAUAUUGAUACUGGAGAAUUUUUGCAUUACGGUAAUGAAACAACUUCAUUCGAACGUAUCAGAGAAUAUCACUUUCUGAAAGUCAAUUUGAAGGAUGGAGCCACUCUUCGCAUUGGACGCUUAUAUAAGCUCCAUGUUGUAUAUAUAGGAAAUAUUAACGAAACACCACUUUCAAGAGGCAUGUUUAGAGGUUACUAUCGUGAUCAAAAUAAUUAUGUUCGAUGGUACUCUGCAACUCAUUUGCAGCCCACUCAUUCAAGACAACUGUUUCCUAGUUUCGACGAACCGGGCUUCAAGUCUACUUUCAAUAUAGUUGUCAACAGGCCGAUUCGUUUUACUGAAACUUAUUCAAACAUGCCACUCGUGAAUGUAACCACAAUUGGGGAUCGUGUAAAGGAAGUAUUCCAAACUACACCAAGGAUGUCCGCUUAUUUGAUUUCCAUUCACAUCAGUGACGGAUUCACGGUCAUAGCGGAAUACAACAAUCCACAAAAACCAUACCGUAUAAUCGCAAGACCGACUGCUUCUGGCCAAGGAAGAUACGCGAUGGCUGUCGGCCCUCCUCUUACAGAAUGGUUCGAUAAUUACUUCGGAAUCAAUUAUUAUGAUAUGGCGGACGGUUUGAAGAACGACCAACUGGCUUCACCAUUUUGGGCUUCUGGUGCUACAGAGAACUGGGGCCUGGUUACAUACAGGGAGUUGCGCCUGCUCAACGAUGAAAACGAAACAAAUGCUCUGGAUAGAAUGUAUAUCGGAACUAUUACUGCACACGAGUUGGCCCACAAAUGGUUCGGCAACUUAAUCACUUGCAGGUGGUGGGAUAACGUCUGGAUCAAUGAAGGAUUCGCCAGUUACUUCGAAUACUUUGGUAUGGACGGGAUUGCCAAAUCGAUGGAGCUCGAAGACCAGUUCAUUAUUAUGUACCUACAAAGCGCAUUGUCUGCGGACGCGUCUCCCAACACAAGGGCCUUGCGACACACCGUUAACAGUCCCACCCAAGUUACUGGUCACUUCACUGGAAUCAGUUACUCUAAGGGAGCUUCCUUCCUUCUCAUGUUGAAGCACAUGGUUACCGAGGAGACGUUCAAGAAAGCUCUUCAUUUAUUUUUGAUUGACAGGGCUUAUCAAUACGCUACACCCGAAGACUUGUUCCGAGCUUUCCAAAAUGCCACUGACCAAGAUAAUAUAGUUAUAGAUGGCCUUGAUAUAAUAUCUUUCAUGACAACUUGGGUAGACCAACCGGGGUAUCCUCUCCUGAACGUGGAUGUUAACAUGAAUACGGGUCUCAUGAACUUGACACAGGAACGAUUCUAUAUAAAUGAAAACACUGCACCGACAAACGAAACAUGGCCUUUGCCUCUGACUUUUACAAGCGGAAAAGACCUUAAUUGGGACAAUCUGAAUGUGAGCCGUGUAAUGACAUCAAGAACAGCUCAAAUUCAAAAAGAACCAGGCCAUGACUGGGUUAUAUUUAAUGUGCAACAAAGAGGAAUAUAUAGAGUUAAUUACGACACUCAUACCUGGGAAAUGAUUGCAAGUACCUUGAACAGCAAUCAUAAUGCCAUUCACCACAUAAACCGAGCUCAGAUAGUAGACGAUAUUUUCGCGCUGAUGAGAUCCGGAAAAAUAACAUUCCAACUAGGUUUUCAUGUACUCGAGUUCCUGAAGAAAGAUACAAGUUACUAUUCCUGGUAUCCCGCUCUUACUGGUUUUAAUUGGAUCCGCAAUAGAUUCCUGCAUAUGCCAGAUGUCUUGGCCGAAUUUGAUGCGAUUCUCUACAAAUAUUUAGAUGCAGUCAUCACUAAUGUGCUGUAUUUCGCUCCUAGCAAUGAACGUUUAACAAAUUCUCUGAAUAGAAUAUUUGUACUAUCUUUUGCUUGCAACAUUGGCCAUCCUGGGUGCGUGGCAGAUGCUGUGGAGCAGUUUAGGCGUUUCAAUGCACAACCUUCAGUUCCCGUCCAUCCGAAUUUGAGACGCCAUGUGUUCUGUACCGGUCUUCGUGAAGGAACUUACGAGAACUGGCAAGCAAUCAAUAACCGGAUGAGAAAUUCUAAUAAUCAAGCUGAUGAAUUAGCAAUGCUCAGGGCUCUGGGAUGCACUAAUGAUUAUAGGGCAGUAGAAGACUUCAUGAACAUGGUCGUCUCCGAUGACAUCAAAGCUCAAGAUAAGGUUAAUGCCAUCACUUGGCUCCUGGCUGGCAACAGAAACAACUCUGCGUCAUUCCUCGAGUUCUUGAAGGCGGGAGACAAUGUGCAGAAAAUAAGACAAGCUGUAAUUUUACCUGCUUCGUUCAAUACUGUUCUUUCAACUCUGGCAUCAUAUUUGGAUGUCGAAGGUUUAAACGAGAUGGAGAGGUGGCUGAACGAAAAUCAACAAGCUGUACCAGAGUUCAAUGUUGGUCUUAGUGCUAUAAAUUCUGCAAGAGCAAAUCAGCAGUGGGGCACAGAUAAAGCAAGAGACAUUCUGGAAGCAGUUAGAGAUUCCUCAUCUGUGCUAGUGCCGUCUAUCAUGCUAGUUCUCUCAACAAUGAUCGCUUUGAUGUUGAAAUAGAUAAAUAUGACACUGUUAAUAGUUACUGGACUAUAAUAAUGUACUUCCAAAGAUUUAUUAGAUUUAAGGAAAGCGUCCUUCUCUUUUCUCCUCCCUAAUUUUAUAUGCUCAAUAGGCUCAAUAAUAUGUAUGUUCAUUUUAUAAUAACUUUUUGGGAACGGUUGCAAUAAAUAUUGAGUAUGGAGAUCGUAAUUUGUUAUCCUGGGUGAAGGUUCAGGAAUUGACAUGUAUGAAAGUUCAAUUCAAUUUAUUGCACUCAUGUCGUUACAUCGAUGGUUACAAAAUGCUUAUAGUACCUAACAUGAACCCUGCCAGGGUAUCGCAAUAUGAAGUACAGUUAAAGAUAGUUAAUAUAUUAGUUUUAAAUUCAUUAAUUCAUCAAAGAUCACAUGCUAUUAACAAUGUUGAUUGUGAUAUUUUAUUUUUUAUACAGCGUUUGAUAAAUUUAUAUUUAUAUGAAAGUUGGUUUACGUUAUAUUAAUUUGUAAAUGUGGAUUAUAUUUAAGAAUUUU
Messenger RNA from Chilo suppressalis (striped riceborer), 3445 nucleotides. NCBI's taxonomy places the organism in Eukaryota, Metazoa, Arthropoda, Insecta, Lepidoptera, Crambidae. The record is from the annotation of a GenBank genome assembly.